Molecule: messenger RNA, 705 nt
Organism: Trichosporon asahii var. asahii CBS 2479
Lineage: Eukaryota; Fungi; Basidiomycota; Tremellomycetes; Trichosporonales; Trichosporonaceae
Exons: 2
Coding region: 1-705 (234 amino acids)
Source: RefSeq, a predicted model, not a curated record
AUGUUUCCUGGCUUCGCUUUGACAAUCGCCAUCCGCCCCGCUACCACCGCUCGCCAUGUCCAACUCGGCCGCCGCGCAACUAAACGCCUCGGCGAACCCUCGUAUCGGCCGUGUCCCCGCCGAGCCGCUGCUCGACCCAAAAGUGUUCCCGAACACGUCGGACGUGUACUUCUGGAACUCGUCACUGCCGCAACAGGGCAAUAUGGAUUGGAAGUAUACGAGCGCCCCAAGACGCCCGAGGAGGUGCUGGAGAAGUACCCGCUCAAGCCGACGUGCGACACAUUCUCGAGCUACCUCGCCCACGAGCAGGAUGAGAAGACGAGCAGCCUCGAGCUUUCCCUCUCGUCAGAUGAGGACGCCGAUAUAAGGGGCAGCAUGGUCUGCAGCGGAGUCGCAUCCUCGGGGCUCCUCAACUACACGGGCCAAUGCUGCGACGAGUCGGGAGGGAUCGUGAAAUGGGCCGAGAAGAGAAUCAACGCCUCCUCCACCAUCUCCGCCCAAUGCUACUAUCCGAAGAAUGGCAGCGGAUCGCGGGCCGCAGUCGAGAACUUCAAGACGUGCAUGGAACAGAGACAGACAUGGCCCGUAUGCGCCAAUGCGAGCAAAGUCGUCAACGCCAAGCCGGAUAGCUGGGCCAGUUUCGAUUCGCCUCACGUUGGAGCCACGUUACUCUUCAUCGUUGCCGCUCUCGCUACGGUUCUGUAA